GGUUUUCGACGCAUGGUAUAUAUACUGAUAUGUCUGGUCUGGGUUAUGAUGCUAUUGGGAAUGACUAUAAGGUUGUGAGGCUAACCACUCUCAAUAAUGUAACUGACGAUGGGCCGAGUAUAGCUCAGGUCUAUUCACUAGCCAGGGGCUCUUGGGGAGUGGUUCAUACUCUGCCUCUGUGUGUUACGUCUGGAUAUUGGGUCCAGGUUUUCGUCAAUGGGGCACUUCACUGGCCGGCUUACAAUAAGCAGUAUUUUGUUUUGACAUUUGAUGUGGCGAGUGAGUCAUUUGGAGAGAUAAAUUUGCCUAUGCGCUUCCAAUCGAAUUUUCCGGAGGACUUGAUGUUGUCGGCUUCUGGAGAUAGAAAAUCUAUUGCUCUGUUUCAUAGUAUGAGGUGGAAUAAUAAGGGUGAUUAUUUUCUUGAUAUUUGGGUAAUGAAAGAGUACAGUGAGGAGCAAUCAUGGACAAAGUUGUUGGUUCUCAGUCUACAAGGUCCGGAAAGAAGUCCAGCUGAAGCAUUGUGUUUUAAGAGGAGUGGCGAAGUGAUAUUGGUACGUUUGGAUAGCCUUGAGUUGGUUUCACUUGAUCUUGUGAGCAAACAGUUUAAAGCUCUUGGGAUAUCUGGAGGUCAGUUUUGCUCUGUUCACUGUUAUGAGGAGAGCCUUGUCUUGCUUGACACGAAAGAUGCAGUUUCUUAUUGAGGCAAAUAACUAAGGUCAGAAAUAGGGGCAAAUGACUUUCAACGUACUGUUUUCCGCAGCUCUGAAAUGCGAUAACUUGCUGCAUUUUGAAUUUCAGUCUCUCCAUCUACCGGCUGAACCUUUGAACUUCUUUCAUGUAUCUAUCUAGUAUGGAUAGAAGAAUACAUCAAUAUUCUGGUGAAAUAGAGUUCCUUCUAUCUUAAUCAUUUACACUAGUUCUUGUUUUCUUGCAAGCAUAUUUUAUUGAAAGGGUUUAUAAAUA
Messenger RNA from Fragaria vesca subsp. vesca, 963 nucleotides. RefSeq names its product F-box protein CPR30-like. The coding region runs from base 30 to 701 and encodes 223 amino acids. NCBI's taxonomy places the organism in Eukaryota, Viridiplantae, Streptophyta, Magnoliopsida, Rosales, Rosaceae. The record is from RefSeq and is a predicted model, not a curated record. The transcript has 4 exons. Gene Ontology annotation, molecular function: protein binding.